Molecule: messenger RNA, 1642 nt
Organism: Myiozetetes cayanensis
Lineage: Eukaryota; Metazoa; Chordata; Aves; Passeriformes; Tyrannidae
Gene: SMIM44
Product: small integral membrane protein 44
Exons: 2
Coding region: 332-766 (144 amino acids)
Source: RefSeq, a predicted model, not a curated record
AGCCUGCCCGGGGGAGGGCGGGGAGGCCUCGGGCAUCCUUCCCCAUCCCUGCCCUUGGGAGUUCUCCAGCUGCAGGUGAUUCCCCACUCCCGGGGGGAAUUGGGGUACCCGCGGUGCUGCCAGAGGGGCAGGUUUAGGGUACUCUGACCGACGUCGGAGCCCAGUGGUCCCCCCCAGGCUGAGGCAGCCGGGCCGUGCCCGGAUUAGCGGGCGCUAAGCUCCUCCUCAGCGGCACAGCUCCCGUCGCACGGAGGGCGAGUGGCACUGCCACCGGCCAUGGGGACACCGCAGUCCCUGUGAGCCGCCGGCAGAGGUGUGGGGGGAGCUGGCCAUGGCCCUGGCAGGGGGAGUGUGGGGGCCGCGGCACUUGCUGCAGUCCCCCCCCGAGGAGGACGGGGUGCUGUACGUGGACUACAAGCCCCCGGCCUUGGACAGCAUCCGCCUGCCCCGCUACGUCCUGUACCUGGUGAUGGCGGCCACGCUGGUGCUGGUGGUGGCCUAUGCCAUCGUGGGGCACCUCAUCAAGGACCUGGUGCACGACUUCGCCGACUGGGCGUUUGGGCCCAAGCCGGAGGAGGAGAAGGCGGUGAUGGCCGAGGGCACCGUGCCGGAGGUGGAGUGGCUGCAGGAGGACGAGGUGCUGCCGGCGCGGAAGGUGGAGGGUGAAGGCGCCGGGGUCCUGCCCGGCAUGGACGUCCCGCUGGCACUGCUGGCCCCGCGCAGCUCCGUCUCCUUCGCCGAGUCCCCCAAGAAGAGGUUCUUCUAGGGCCGGGGGACCUCCCCUGCCACCAGCGGAACCCAGCAGCCCUGCCCGACUGUCAGGUCACGGCACAGCCCUGGCCCCAGAUGCUGCCUUGGCUUCCUCCUCCCUGCGCAGCCCCAGCGCUCCCCCCGCUCCUCACCCAAUAAAGCUGCACAGCCCCGCUCGCCCCGUGGCCCGGCACAGCACGGGGGGUGGCAGGGCUGGGACCCGAACCUGUGCCGGGGGUAACAGCACCCUUUGGCACAGCCGUGCCACCCCGGGAAUGGCACGUGGGGCGGGACACACGUGUGGGUGCACAGCGUGGACGUGCGGGCGUGUGAAGGUGUGUGCUCAGCGGUGCAACCCCCGGCGGGGGGGCACAGACACGAGUGUGCACGUGGAAACGUGGAAACAGGGAUGCAAACACCUUCGUGGGGGCCAUGUCAGCACAGGCACACAGGGAUGGAUGGACAGACAGACAGACACCGAGGCUAUGCCACCCCGCCUCCCCCUUGGUGCCCUGGCACUGCCAGGCUGUGCCCAGAGGCACCGACACGUGCUCCAAAGCCAGUCUUGAGGGCCAAAGUACCCAUGAGCCUGCCUGUGGUGAGGGCACUGGGGAUGGGGCUGUCACACGGACCCACAGCCCCUGCCUUAAACCCAGGCUGGCCCUGGAUCCCCUUUCCCCAUGCCUGCAGUGGGGACCCUGUCCUUGUGUCCCCAGGCUCCUUCACGCCUCAGGGAAUCACCACAGUCGGGGGAUCCUGCCAAAACCCCCUGUUCAUCCCUGGGGUGCUACUGCCCACCCCAUACCUCAGUUUCCCCUGUACCCUGGUGGCCUCCCCAAUGACACCAUUAACAUUCAGCUGGGGACAGUACCAGGCACUCCUUGGAACGGGA